GGCUGGAUCCUGGGAAGGGGGUGGGGGACCCUCCACUCUUUGCAGACGCACACGCCUCUGGAAGCACGGGGCGGUAGCGCGGCGGGCCAGAGAUGCAGCCAAGUCCCGGGACGUGUCAGCUGCGGGCCCCUCUGAAGCGGUCCAGGAUCCUCCACAUGGCGCUGACCGGGGCCUCCGAUGCCUCUGGAGAGGCAGAGGCCAGCGGGGAGAAGCCCUUUCUACUGCGGGCAUUGCAGAUCGCACUGGUGGUCUCUCUCUACUGGGUCAUCUCCAUCUCCAUGGUGUUCCUUAACAAGUACCUGCUGGACAGCCCCUCCCUGCGGCUGGACGCCCCCAUCUUUGUCACAUUCUACCAGUGCCUGGUGACCACACUGCUGUGCAAGGGCCUCAGCACACUGGCCAUCUGCUGCCCUGGUACCCUGGACUUCCCCACUCUGCACCUGGACCUCAGGGUGGCCCGCAGCGUCCUACCCUUGUCAGCCGUCUUCAUUGGCAUGAUCACCUUCAAUAACCUCUGCCUCAAGUAUGUCGGUGUGGCCUUCUACAAUGUGGGCCGCUCACUCACCACCGUCUUCAACGUGCUGCUCUCCUACCUGCUGCUCAAGCAGACCACCUCCUUCUAUGCCCUGCUCACCUGCAGCAUCAUCAUCGGUGGCUUCUGGCUGGGUGUGGACCAGGAGGGGGCAGAGGGCACCCUGUCCUUGAUGGGCACACUCUUUGGGGUGCUGGCCAGCCUCUGCGUCUCGCUCAAUGCCAUCUACACCAAGAAGGUGCUCUCAGCAGUGGACGGCAGCAUCUGGCGCCUGACCUUCUACAACAACGUCAAUGCCUGUGUCCUCUUCCUGCCCCUGCUGCUGCUGCUCGGGGAGCUGCGGGCCCUGUGGGACUUUGCCCAGCUGGGCAGUGCCCACUUCUGGGGGAUGAUGACACUGGGCGGCCUGUUUGGCUUUGCCAUCGGCUACGUGACGGGACUGCAGAUCAAGUUCACCAGUCCCCUGACCCACAACGUGUCGGGCACCGCCAAGGCCUGUGCCCAGACGGUGCUGGCCGUCCUCUACUACGAGGAGACCAAGAGCUUCCUCUGGUGGACGAGCAACAUGAUGGUGCUGGGAGGCUCCUCCGCCUACACCUGGGUCCGGGGCUGGGAGAUGAAGAAGACUCAGGAGGAGCCCAGCCCCAAAGAGGGUGAGAAGAGCCCCUUGGCCGUGUGAGCUGCUUCCAGGACCCUGGAUGGCCUGGCCCUGGGGGGAAUGCUCAGGUGGGAUCAGCGCAGCAAUGAAGGCUGUCCGCGUGGACCCAGAAAGGGGUGGCGUGUUGUGGCCUGCGUAUUGCGUACAGACCUGAUCAGAAUGUGGUGGCUGAAAAGGAACCAGUAUUUUCAAGUAAUAUCAGACAGUUGCCACAACUUUCUUUGCCCUCUUCCUAUUUCUGGGUGUUUGUCCUUCCUUAGGGAUCACCCUCGAGGGAGUGGCACCCCUUCCUGCCCCACCCAGGGCCUGCCUACCUCCACAUCACCCUGGGGUGGGGGAUGGGCUGCAGCUUUGAAGGGACAGUAUUGGUAUAGCCGUGAGGUCUCCACUUACACUCAGGGGAGAUGGGGACGUGACCCCACCACAGCCAACUGAGGGGUUGGGAAACCUUACCCAACAACAGGCCCCCUCCAGAGGAGCACUCAGUCCCUCUGAGACCAGCAGCCCUGGGGCUGCUGGGAAGUGGCCUGGAAACGGGGGGAUCAUGAGAACAUGCGGAUCAUGAGAACGUGCCCACCGCCUGCACGCCGCAUUUCCAGCUUUUGAGCAUGGGGAACCACACAGUCUUACAGGUUAAGCAGGGUCAUUAACAGCCUCCCCCACCCCCUGACACUAGAUUUACCUGCCUGGCUUCUCUGCCCCUGAGGGGCAACUGCCUCUCUGGCCUCCCAGCACCUGGCUCAGGUAACAGCCCUCUGAAAAUGGAGCCAGGCAGCUGCUUCUCCCCUCUCCCCAUUCUGCCUCCCCCAAAGCCUUCAUCCCCGAGCCAGGCUGAUGGAGCAAGGGUCAGGGGCUCAGAGCCUCCCGCCUCAGCUGGGCCCGGCCCCCAGAUCCCUGCCGGGGGGUGUUAGAACCAGACUCUGAGCCUCUUCCCUUCUGAAGGUGAUAAACACAUUGACAUUCUUCCCUGAAGCUGGGGCUGCAAGAACCUGCUUGUCCCCAGUCUUGGUCUUAGUUUAUCGGGCUCCUAUAGCAAAAUACCGUAGACUGGGUGGCUUAUAAACAACAGAAAUGUAUUUCUCACAGUUCUGGAGGCUGGGAAGUCCAAGGUCAAAGCACCAGCAGAUUUGGAGUUUGCUGAGGGCCUGUUGCCUGAUUCAUAGAUGGUGCCUUCUUGCUGUGUAGAAGCACAAAUGAGCUCCCUCCGCCCUCUUUUAUAAGGGCACUAAUCCCAUGACUUAAUCACCUCCAAAGGCCCCACCUCCCCAUACCAUCACCUUGGGGGUGAGGAUUCCAGCAUAUGAAUUUGGGGAGACACAAACACUCAGACCAUAGCACUCCCUCACCACGAUCUCCUGGCCUCAGGGUGGCUUUCACUCUCCCUGUCCCUUCCUGUGGGCAUUUUGUACCUCCUUUCUCCUCGGGGUGAUUUGUGAUGUUUUUAGUCCCUAUAAUGAAAAGCUGGGGAGACUGGUUCUUCUCCCCACUCCCCUUCCAGCCCCACACCAUCCCAGGUUGUUUCUAACGCGGUUAGCGGGGCCUGAUGCCCUGCAUUGUGUGAUGUAAUAAAGAACCGAGUGAGACA
Messenger RNA from Microcebus murinus (gray mouse lemur), 2775 nucleotides. The record is from RefSeq and is a predicted model, not a curated record. Lineage: Eukaryota; Metazoa; Chordata; Mammalia; Primates; Cheirogaleidae.